This is a messenger RNA of Arachis ipaensis, 660 nucleotides long. Lineage: Eukaryota; Viridiplantae; Streptophyta; Magnoliopsida; Fabales; Fabaceae. The record is from RefSeq and is a predicted model, not a curated record.
AUGGUGGUUGGCUAUGUGAAGGUUGGAAAUAUGGUGGAGGCAAAGAGGCUGUUUGAUGAAAUGCCUCAGAGGAAUGUGGCAUCAUGGAAUGCGAUGAUAUGGGAUUUUGUGAAGGUGAAAAAUUUGGGCAAUGCUAGGGUAGUGCUUGAUGCUAUGCCGGAAAAGAGUGUUGCUUCUUUCACGAUCAUGAUUGAUGGCUAUGCAAAGGCUGGUGAUACAUACAUGUAUAAGGUUGCUACUUCUCUCGAAAAAUCCUUGCAGGGAUUUGAGUAUGUGUAUGGUGACAUUGUGAGUGGGGUCAUAGAUGUCAAUGAAUUAGGGUUCUUGGUUAAGCAUAUGGAAUGUAUGGUGAGGAAGAUGGAUAGGUAUGUUAGUAACACUAAGAAUUUGUAUAGUGAAAUGGAGGUUUUGAAUCAAUUAGAGCAAGCUAUGAACAAGUUUCAGAAUAAUCAAAAUGAUGAGAGUAGGAGGGUCAUUGAGCAGAAACUCGCAUCACAGAGGCAAGAUAUUGGAGGGCUGUUCCAUGCAUGCAGGCAGGCCUGCAACAUGGCCCCCCGUGCUGCUGCAACAUUGGAACUCAGCAAAAACCUGCAUCGCUUCACGGGUUCCACAGCACCACGCCCCCGACGUGUUGGCAUCACCACGCCUCCUGCGUGUUGA